AUGUACGCACUUUCUGACAUAAUAUAUUUCUCGUCUCUCUUAAUAUGUAUCACCCUGGGUGGGUACUAUAAGAGGAUUGAGAACCCUAACACGAAGCGCAACUAUGGGACCGGACUCGGCAUACUCAUCACUUGUAUGCUGUGCGGACCAUCCAUGGCGCACUCCGUGCUUAUGGUGUGGGGGAACAUCGUCAUUAUAAAAUGUUGCAACAAAUUAUAUAUCCAUCACUUAAGCAUAGCUUACACAUGGCUCUACUUAAUCUAUAUAACUUUCAACCUGGAUCUGGCGCACUAUGUGCUGUGGGUACAUCAAGCCAUCGCUUUGCGCCUAGUAGGCCUUGCGUUUGAAAUCACCCUCGCAGAGAAAGCUAAACGACAACCCGCUACGGCCGCGGCGAAAGGAUCACAGGUUACAAAAGCCAUCAAGUAUUUAAAAGAACCAGAUUUAUAUUCAGACGUGAUAUCUAAAAGUUCGAACCAUAGACUUAAUAUUGGAGAUUUGGCCUACGUACCUACGGAACCUAGCGCUGUGGACAUCAUUUCUUAUGCAUAUUACUUCAUCGGAUUACAUAAAGGCCCUUAUUAUCGUUGGAAGACAUUUAAUGAGCACUUUAAAACCCCUUUCGGGGUUCUUGGCGAUUGUAGAAUAAUAACUGAACAGAAACUGAAGAAAGCCCUUGUGUGUAGCGUUUUAUAUUUGUUCUUGCGUUUCAAAUUUCCUACUCAGGUGUAUUACGAAAACGAUUUCUAUACGAAACACGGCACAGACUUUCGCUAUCUAUACAACAUCCCCCAGAUGAUAUCAUACGUGCUUCAGUAUCAAGUCGUGAUGAUGCUAUGUACUAGCGUGUGUACGGAAGCCGGGUUCGGGGUGUACCCUACUAAGACACAGCCCCUGCCCGGCCAUGGGCCCUCGGCUAGGUACAGCUUGCUGCAGCUCGCAGCCGUAACAGAAGACGUGGCUUUAGAACAAGAAUACAAUUUCGCUAUGCUAAGGUCUUUUGAAAACGAGAAGUUGUUGAUUGGACCACGAAUGAGGGAUACACUGAGAGGGUGGGACAUGUCCACGCGAUACUGGUUCUGGGCACACACUUACAAAGGCAUGUCCAAAGCGAAAAAGGAAGUGAGAAGCGCACUGUCAUUCUUGGCGUGGACGCUCUGGUGCGGGCCAACACUCCAGCAGCUUAUAAUAUCCACCACUCUCUGGAUACACCUGCAUCUAGAGAACGAAUAUGACAUAAUGUAUGACACUCAUGCCAUGUUAAAAAUGCCAUGGGACAUUGGAUUCUCUAUAAUGCGACUGUUUUGCUUGGCCUACCUCACCCCCUGCCUUAUCCUGAGAGACACAGCAGUGAUACUGCGCUACUACAACUCAAUAUUCUGGCUGUACCACGCGUUACUACUCUGUUUAAUUCUAGGUGCCAUAGUUAUGCAUAGAGAUCGAGUCCUUUCUAGACGAGAAUGA
Spodoptera littoralis (African cotton leafworm) is the source of this 1464-nucleotide messenger RNA. Lineage: Eukaryota; Metazoa; Arthropoda; Insecta; Lepidoptera; Noctuidae. The record is from the annotation of a GenBank genome assembly.